Molecule: messenger RNA, 804 nt
Organism: Alternaria postmessia
Lineage: Eukaryota; Fungi; Ascomycota; Dothideomycetes; Pleosporales; Pleosporaceae
Exons: 3
Coding region: 1-804 (267 amino acids)
Source: RefSeq, a predicted model, not a curated record
AUGGGGGAACUUGUACCGCCCGGUCGUGACAAGAAUGACAGAGGCGACGCACCAAAUGAGCCUCUCAUCAUUGAAAGAAUGUAUAACAGCAAGAAAAUAUCGGAGAACUCAUACCUCGAGUUCAGGAGCAUAUGUACCGUGGAAUUGGAUGAAUAUGUCGUGCUAGACGGACACUUGGAAAUGGACAGUUGGGUUCGCCUGUUUGGGCUGUACAUGUCCACUGUAUCGAGAACUGCAACUCAGCAGCUACAAAAGACUCCAGAGUUUAGAAGACAGAUCAGGGAUGUCUUUGAUGAUCUUACCGGAGACCUAGACGAGAACGAACAGAGGGUAGCCGGUGCUGUAUCGACAGAUCUGAUUCAACGCGCCACUAGCAACAACGCCUCACUUCAAAGCCAGCAGUUUCCCGGUGAGCGCGGUGAGGAGAUAAUAUCUACGACCAGAGUUACCCAAAAUCAUCAUCUCAAGACCCGCGAGGGUAACUGCGACAUCCACGAGGGCGCUCAACGGAGGAGACACGACGUCGACGUAGUAGAUCUCCACAUGGAGUGGAGCCGGAGCGAUAUCGUAAUCGAGAUGAUGCGCCUGAGUACUCUUCGCAACCACGGUAUGAUCGAAACCGGACUCAAGGUUACCAUGCGAGACGCGAAAGAAGAUGGCCAGAUAGUCGCAACGCUGAGAAUCGUCAUACCAUACGCGAGUCGCGGCCCGGACGUCAGAUUCGUCAAUCUGACUAUGAUCUUAGGACCGACCGCCAAUAUGACCGGCGGGGCGGAAGGGGCCAAGGUCGUGAUGACGACAUGA